AUAUUGAAUUUUUGUUUUCAUCCAUGCUCUCUCUAUAUAUAUAUAUGAUUUUGAAUAUAAUUUUGGAGACUUCGAUACCAGUUUACUGCAAGUAAUGAAUUAAUAUAUUAUUGAAAAUCUAUAUAAUAUUUGAUAAAAAAUAUUAUUUUGAAAUAUUGAAACUGAACCCUAAAACUGUAGGAGAAAAGAGAGAGAAGAAGAGAACAAAUUCACAACUACGUAACAGAAAGCAAUAGAGGGAAUAGCCAGAAGCAGAGUCAUUGACGAGGCUCUUCCUCUCAGCGAAGAACACACUCUAUUUUCUGUAAUCGAACAGCAACUUCUUAUUCUUCUUCCUCUUCCAAGCCCUCCACUUUCUCUCUCUCCCUCGCCACUGCACAUUCUGCAAUACCCGACCCGAAUCCCCACGGAUUCGGAGCCCCGCAAUACGACCCCACAUUCAAAGCCUAUUUCCUAGUUAACAUUAUCUUUUAAGCCCAAUACCACAAACAUUGGGUCUCGGGAUUGGCGGCAGAGGGAAGGGUUUAUGAUAUUCGUUUGCAUAGACGUCUUGUCUUUUCCAUUCUUCACUCUGUUCUGCGGCUCCUCUGGUUUUGACGGUGAAAAUCUCGAUACUGUUCUUUACCAUGGUAACUGAAGGAACCGUAAAACCUCAAGUUUCAGUACGUCUACCACCACCACCACCACCACCUCGCAAAAUUAAUGUGCAGAAAUAUGCAGAAUCCCGUGCCCUGGAGCUCCAGAGUCUUCAGUCUAUCAUAGAAAAUAGAGUAAACAAUGAUUAUAGGUCUCAAAGGAACAAGAGAAGAAGAACAACUGCCUUUGAUAACCAAAUUGCAAGAAAAGGGUGCAAAAGAAAGAGGCAGAAACUGGGAAUAGUUGAUAAAGCCCUUGCUGAAUCAAUUUUGGAGAAAGACCAACUAAAAAAUCUUCCCCGCCGUGUUCGUCGGAGAUAUGAACUGAAGAUAAACCCAGAAAAUGGUUUUUGCACUUCUGGGGAUGGAACCAAGAGGAUGAGAACUCAUGUUUGGCAUGCAAAGCGAUUUUCCAUGACCAAGCUUUGGGGUUAUCACCUUCCUUUUUGUAUUCAAGGAAGAGGGAAAGGUUCAAGGGCACUCUUGAAAAGGCUCAAACAAGGGGUUCUUGUACACGAUGCGAGCUAUUAUACUGCUGUUCAAUUGGAGGGUCCAGAGGAUUCAUUACUGUCAGUGUUAAGAAUGGUACUGGAGCCCUCUCCGGCAACAGCAACACAUCCUGAAAAUCAUGAUGACUCUGUUCUUUCUGGUGUAACCUAUGGAAGUGCAAUGCUUUAUCAAGUUGGAGCGUCAGUUCCUCAGCCAAUUGCUCCUGUGACCUAUAUAUGGAGACCCACUUCCCAACAAAAUAUGAGUUCAGAGCUAGAUGGAAGAAAUCAUUAUACUUCAUUUAGACAGCAUGAUAUCAGUAAUGAUUCAAAGGACGAGGAUGUCAAAUUAUGUGAAAAAUCAGACAGAUUGAAGCAGGAUUAUUCAUUUAGACACCUUUGGGUGUGGAUACAUGCUUCUGCCUUUGAAGAAGGAUAUGAUAAUCUAAAACUUGCAUGCCAGAAAGAGAUGGAGAAGAGUGGCAUCUCAAUUAAUUGCUUUACCCUCAAGGGUCAACUUGCAAAAUUAGAAUUAACUGGAUUAGGGACAUUUCAACUUCUUCAGAAGAUAUUACAUCCGGUUGGAGGUAUUUCAGAGAAUCAUUGGCAGUUAAAGAAACAUGUGGCUAUAGAAGAUGAAUAUGAUUUGCAUAAUAGAAAUUCAUCCAUACUAAAAAAUGAGGAUAAUUUUUCUUGUCGUGCUAUAUUAUCUCUUAAUGUCAAGGAUCCUCGAGAGUUGUCUUGGAAGAGGAGUUUUCAAGUGGAGCCCAUGCUAACUAAGGGUCGGAGUGAUGCACAAGAAAAGAAUUACAAUGGGUGUGCUGAAUUGAGAGGAAUUUUGGACGAUAAUAAAUAUUUAUCUCCAUCAUCAUGCUCUAAACAUGAAGAUAGCCAGUCUAAUGUUGAUGAUCUAUGGUAUGCUACAACCAGAGGGCUGAGACCACCAAUGGAAGAUAGCAUCCUUUCCAAGGAGAAACACCAUGAACAUAUGGUUAAUUUCUGCCUUGAUGAUAUUGAUCCUAGGGAGGCCAACUCUUCAACUAAGGUGCAGUGCCUGGGAUCUUGCCCUAUUCUUCUUUUAAAGAAUGAUAUGAAGGAGUUGAUUAUAGGAUGGUCCAUAAUACUUCCUUUAAGUUGGGUCAAAGCCUUCUGGAUUCCACUCAUCUCUAAUGGGGCACGUGCAAUAGGUUUGCAAGAGAAGCAUUGGAUUGCGUGUGAAAUGGGACUACCAUUUUUCCCUUCAGAUUUCCCAGAUUGUAAGGCAUAUUCUUGCUUUAUGGAAGCUAAAGCUGCUGCACUUAAUAAAAAAACAGAACUUCAUCCUCCUUCCAAGAGGAAUUUGAGAGUUCCCAUCCUUCCUCCAUGGGGUAUAGUUCGCAUUACGAUUAACAAAGAGAUUAGUGCAAUGGAGACUCCUAAUCUUUCGACUGAGGAAGAUUUGACAAAUGCUAAUUUAUUACCUAACACUAGCACGGGAAGCUUUAAAAUGUCAAAUUUUGACUCUCAAAGUUCUUCGUUUAAUGGAACUGUAGCAAGGACAGGUUGUAUGCUGACUACUUUCCUCAAUGAAACCAAAGUUGGUCAAUUGCUAUUGUUUCCUUAUGCAUCAGAUGGUAAGGCCACUAUCUCUAAGUUUAUUGAGGGUGAGUUAAAGCUUGAUCCAAGGCAUAGAAGCUCUAUCAUUUAUGACCGUAGGCUAUGUUUUCUAAGAGUUCAUCUUCAUCCAUUCAAGGAAGGAUGUUUUGAAGAGGGUGCAGUUAUUUGUGCUCCAUAUCCAUCUGAUAUAUCUUUAUGGACUUUAAGUUCAGAGAAAAGUGAAAAGCGACUUCAAAUGUCUCAAUCUACUAUGAGAUUAUACUUUAAAGAACAUUCCUCGGGUAACUGGGGACUGGGGACACCAGAUGAUUCAAUUGCUGGAGAGUCUCACCGGUGGCCUAUUGGCUUUGUUACAACAGCUUCUGUCCAAGGAAGCAAAAGGCUAGUAGCACAGGGGUGUUGUGAGGCGGUUUUACUAUCCCAUUUGAGAGAAGAACAGUGGAAGAUGCCUAUGAAGCAGAGGAAGGAGAUAUAUGUCCUCGUUAGGAAUUUAAGAUCUGUAGCGUAUAGACUUGCUCUCGCCUCCAUUGUUCUAGAAUAUCAGGAAAAUGACAUUGAGUUUAUGUAAAUAUAUUUAUUCUGGACAACAUGCAGCUUUGCUACACCAGUGAGAUAGGGAAGAUUUUCCUUGGUAGAAAAGAGAGGAAUACCAAUGGGAAAAAAAGAAAAUGUCAUUUGAGAUUACCACUCUUGUAUAUUUAGCCUUGUAUCUUAUUCGUUGUAUUUACUUCGUUAUUUGGUUUUUUCUUAUGGUUUAAGUUU
Molecule: messenger RNA, 3481 nt
Organism: Abrus precatorius (Indian licorice)
Lineage: Eukaryota; Viridiplantae; Streptophyta; Magnoliopsida; Fabales; Fabaceae
Exons: 11
Coding region: 627-3287 (886 amino acids)
Biological process (GO): tRNA 5'-leader removal
Cellular component (GO): nucleolar ribonuclease P complex; ribonuclease MRP complex
Source: RefSeq, a predicted model, not a curated record